GUUCGUUACACAAGCUGUCGGUAUCACUUCAGAAACGCAGGUUUCAUAUAGAACCUGGUCACCCCUCCGAGAUGAUCUUGAGAUCGAACGCCGGGCUAUCUUCAAUAAGGACGAAAGCCCUUGCAAACGCCGGGCCGACAUCUUGCAACAUGAAGAAGAGUUCGGUGAAGCCCAGGAACGCGAACCAGAGGAAUGCGAAGCAGCGACAUGUGAAAAAGAGGAUCUGGAAGCACUAUAACGCGAAGCAGAGAAACACGAAGCAGAGAAACACGAAGCACGACAACGGGAAGUACGACAACGCGAAAAGGGGGAAUAUCAAAACCUUUACGCGAAGCACAGGAAGUCAUGGUGGGGUUUACAAGAAUGAUAGUUGAACCAUGGCUAAUGGAAAUUCAAGACGAUGCCGAAGAAUGUGAAUUGUCUAGCGAACUAUAGUGGACUCUGAGGAGGAGGUGGGCUCU
Messenger RNA from Lasiosphaeria miniovina, 461 nucleotides. RefSeq lists its product as uncharacterized. NCBI's taxonomy places the organism in Eukaryota, Fungi, Ascomycota, Sordariomycetes, Sordariales, Lasiosphaeriaceae. The coding region runs from base 72 to 374 and encodes 100 amino acids. The record is from RefSeq and is a predicted model, not a curated record. The transcript is spliced from 2 exons.